AUGGUCUCUGGGCCUGGUGCUUCGCCCGGGAAUGGUAUCACCGGGGGUUAUACCGGCAACGACAUUGGCUUUAAGAUUGCCAUUGCGACCCUCGCCGCCGUCACCUGGUACAAUGCUAUCGAACUCAUCAUCCUCGUCUUCGUCACCUUUAGCCAGUACCAUGGCCUUUACUUCUGGAGUUUGUUCAUCGCGUCCUCCGUCGGUCUCGUGCCCUACCAGGUUGGCUUCCUGCUGAAGUUCUUCAACUUGACCGACCAAACAUGGCUCUCUGUCACCUUCAUCACCAUCGGCUGGUGGGCGAUGGUCACCGGCCAGUCCCUGGUUCUCUAUUCGCGACUGCAUCUGGUCUUGGGCAAUGCACGCAUUCUCCGCCGCGUGCUUGCCAUGAUCAUCGUAGACGCCAUUAUCCUGCACGUUCCCACCACUGUUUUAACGUAUGGAUCCAACCUGGCCGGUGGCCGGGCGGCCUACAUCAACGGAUACAACAUCAUGGAGAAGAUCCAGAUGACCGGUUUCUGUAUCCAGGAAUUCAUCAUCUCCGGUCUGUACAUCUGGGAAACAAUCCGCAUGCUGCGCCUGGACCCCGACAGAGGUAAACGCAAAAUCAUGUACCAGCUGGUCGCCAUCAACCUGGUCAGUAUCCUGAUGGACGUCGGCCUGCUGGUGGUUGAGUACAAGGACAUGUACAUCAUGGAGACGAUGAUCAAAGGUGUGGUAUAUAGCAUCAAAUUGAAACUAGAAUUCGCCGUGCUGGGCAAGCUGGUGCACCUCGUUCGCAGCCAUGUCUGGAAGCCCGAGUCGGUCACCCGCCGCACGUCGAGUUCCCCGAUUUCGUUGACGCAACCCGGGUAA
Molecule: messenger RNA, 852 nt
Organism: Aspergillus nomiae NRRL 13137
Lineage: Eukaryota; Fungi; Ascomycota; Eurotiomycetes; Eurotiales; Aspergillaceae
Exons: 1
Coding region: 1-852 (283 amino acids)
Source: RefSeq, a predicted model, not a curated record